Molecule: messenger RNA, 1731 nt
Organism: Colletotrichum spaethianum
Lineage: Eukaryota; Fungi; Ascomycota; Sordariomycetes; Glomerellales; Glomerellaceae
Product: succinate--hydroxymethylglutarate CoA-transferase
Exons: 1
Coding region: 1-1731 (576 amino acids)
Molecular function (GO): catalytic activity
Source: RefSeq, a predicted model, not a curated record
AUGACAUCAGAAAAGAUCCCCGACGUCUACGGACCGGGCACCUUCACCGACAAGACGUUUACACCGGUACCUGAAGACACUCAGCGGAUUUUUCGUCUCAUCGCGAGCCAGACUCCUGGAUUCACACAAGAUGAGCGCUCGCUCUCCAAGGUCAAGUUCAUUGGAGAGUCAUACCCCGUCAUCCCUGGCCCCAUCAAGGCUGUCUCUGUUGCCGCUGCUCUACACGCAAUGACUGGUGUACUCGCCGAUGAAAUUCUGGCCAUUCGCGGGUUGAAUAACGAAGAGCGACGAAUCACCGUGAACACCACACAUGCAGCAGUCUGGUUCGGAUGCAUCGCAACAGUUUUCCUCGAUGGCAUUGAUGUGGUUAGCAUGGUCAAGCAGGGCAAGCUUAAGGGCCUCCUACCUGAUUGGGAGCAAGGCUGGACAGACACUGCUCUCAAAUAUCGCACAACUGGACUGUACCCCACGAACAACCCUGAAGUGUGGUAUUCCCUCCACGGCAGCAUGAACGCUAAGCCGGUUUUGCACUCCAUCGGUGUCGAUCCCUCAACUCCGAUCAAGUCCAACGAUGAGGCUGCGGCGCAUAUUGCUCAGCACACUGCCAAACUGAGCCCCGAAAAGAUGGAAAUGACAAAUCUCAUCAAUGGGUUCUGUGGCAGCAUCUGUUUCACUCCGAAGCAAUGGCGAGAGUCUGAAAUGGGCCGUUCGCUUGGCAGACACCCCUUGGUUAACGUGAAGAAGCAAGACCAGGCAGUUCCCACGACGCCUGUUGCUUUCCCACCUCUGAAUCCCAACGACAAGCGACCUUUGGCCGGUGUCAAGGUCAUUGAGAUGACCCGCGUCAUCGCCGGCCCAGAGAUUGGAACCAUUCUAGCGGCAUAUGGUGCGGAAGUGAUCCGCGUCAACCCUCCUCAUUUGCCCGACAUCAACAUCAUGCAACUUUCCCUCAAUGCCGGCAAGCGUACAAUCGCGAUCGAUCUCCGCAACGAGAAGGACGCAGCACUGCUAAAGUCGCUCGUCUCUGAGUGUGACGUCUUCGUCCAAGGCUUCCGCAUCAACAAGAUGCCCAAAUUUGGUCUCGGACUGAACGAUCUCUUGAAGAUGGCUGGCGAGCGUGGUCGUGGUAUUGUCUAUGUGACUGAGAACUGCUACGGCCCUGACGGAUACUACGCCGAGCGACCUGGCUGGCAACAAAUCGCUGAUGCUGCAGCUGGAUCGGCCUACGUUACAGGGAAAUCGCUGAACCUGCCCAACAACGAGGCUGUAUUGCCCAGUUUGCCCAUUUCCGACAUGUCGACUGGUGUUUUGGGCGCAGUCGGCGCUAUGCUUGGUCUGAAGCGACGUGCGGUUGAGGGAGGAAGCUACUAUUCGCACGCCAGCCUUACUGGCGUAAACGCUUAUGCUCUUACUGAGGAUGUCGGCCUUUACCCCCAAAGCACGGUCGAGGAAUGCAAGCAGCGCUUCCAGUGGGGUGAAAUGAGAGGAGCUCAUCACGUCCUGGACCUUCUAGUCACUGUCUGGAAUGGAUGGAAGAAGGUCCUUGGCGACUACUUGAAGCCUGAUGGUGAUUGGUUCCAGAGCUUCGAUGGCAGCACAUUCGACAAGAAGCGAUUGACUAUCCUGAGACCCGUGGUAAAGUUCGAGGGAGAGUCAGAGACAACCCCGGAAUGGAAGACACCAAGUGUACCUUACGCGUACGAGAAAGCAGAGUCUGUCAAGUUUUUGUAA